AGAAGACGACGAGGGGGAGGAGGAACCAAAGAAGAAACCAAAGAAGAAGAAGGAGGAGGUCCUCUUCAGACUUGGAGACGUGAAGCUGAUCUUAUUGUGAAUUUAUUCACUAUUCUCGCUUUUGCACGAGAAUAGUCCGUGCUUACACUUGCGUGCUGUUGUUUGCGCUUCAGCAUGGCGGUCGUCAUCCGUUUACAGGGAUUGAGGGCCACAGCAGGCUCUGAGGAUAUUCGCAAGUUCUUCACUGGCCUCAGAAUUCCAGAUGGAGGGGUGCAUAUAAUUGGUGGGGAGCGAGAGGAAGCUUUCAUUAUCUUUGCUUCAGAUGAAGAUGCAAGAAGAGCCAUGACACGAUCAGGGGGUUGCAUUAAGGGUACACCUGUUAUGUUGCUACUAAGUAGUAAAACAGAGAUGCAGAACAUCCUGGAAAGAAGUACAAGAAAUGCAGAGCUUGAUCAAAAGAGGCGAUUUGAGGAUAAUGCAAGACGUACUAGAAGAUCUGUUGAACCUGAGGUGGGCAGGAGAUCCGGUAUCAGAUUGGGUCAUACACCUCCACCCCAACAUCAGAGGGCUUCAAACACUGAUGACUUCUUGCAUGUGUUUCUAAGAGGAAUGCCUUUCUCUGUGACUGAAGCGCAAGUCCGUGAGUUUUUCUGCGGUUUAGCUAUUGAUGAAAUAGUGUUCUUGAGAAAUGGAAAUGGUGCAAAGAAUGGGAAAGGACUCGUCAAAUUUGCAACAAGAGAGGAUACAAAUGAAGCCCUGAAGAGGGACAGGGAAUACAUUGGGCCAAGGUAUGUGGAGGUUUCCAGAAUAAGCCUAGAUGAUUGGUGUCGGGUUAUUGGUAAAAUAUCAAUGGCUGUCAACAAGGAGGACAGCUUUGAAAGGGACAGAUCACCUCUUCGCAACCAGAGGAAUCCACAACAUCAUGUUAGGUCGCAGUCACCUUUCACCCAGAGGUCCAUUGUUCCUUCUGAUGAGGAGUACUGCGUUCUUGUGGAAAAUCUGUCCUAUGCGAUGGAAAAAGAAGACAUAAAAACGCUUUUUUGUGACGCAAAGCUUGAGGAUGACCAGAUCCUGGACUUAAUGGGCGAUGAGGGGAGAAGAACUAGAUCUGCAUUUGUGCUGUUCAAGAAUCAGCGUGACUAUUGUGAAGCCUUAACUCAUGAAAAAAGGUCAUUUCUCAACCGGUGGAUUUUUGUCCGCCCAGUCUCAAGAGAGAAAAUGAUUUCCAUUUUGAAUUCUUAUAACACAGAUGACAGACCUCCUGGAAACUCUGACAGGUUUCAGCAGAGGCCUCCAUCUUACCUCAGUGAUGCUGAGGAUGAAAAAGUGUGCGUGUUUGUGCGGAACCUACCAUUUGAUGUACGGAAAGUUGAGAUCAUGGACUUCUUCCUUGGGUUUAAUAUCGCAGAGGACAAGGUGUUUAUGCUGCAUGACCAUAAAGGCGCUGGGGUUGGCAAGGCUUUGCUUCUCUUCGGGUCUGAGGCUGAAGCUAUGAGUGCACUCUCUCUCAACGGACAAAGGUUUCUUGGGUCAGAAGUCAUACUGAGAUGCAUUUCACGAUCUCAGAUGCGACAGUUGGGUGUUGAGCCACCAGUGAUGCAAAAGCCAUUGCCAAGAGAGGAGCAGUACUCAGGCAGGAGCAGCGAGGAAUCCUAUCACCCUGCUGACACAGAAUACCCUGACUUUAGGAUUCCUCAUGAUGGUAAUAUGACAAUGACAAAUGUACAGGAUCAAAGCCAUGGAGACUGUGAUUAUGAGCCCUAUGCAGGAGGCCCUUAUGUUCCACAAGACAGAGGUAAUAAUAUUCGUGGUAGCUUUGGUCCCUCAGUGCAGCAGUUUGAUGGUCCCCCAAUGAAGCAAUUUGAUGGUCCCGCCACUGUACAGCUUGUUAAUCUGCCAUUCCAGGUCAGAAGUGAAGAAAUCUAUGACUUUUGCUAUGGAUAUCGCAUUAUCCCUGGAUCUGUCAAACUGCAGUAUGACCAGAGCGGGAAAAAAGCCUCUGCAACUGCAGCAUUUGAGUCCCGUCUGGAGGCAUUAGCGGCGGUUGAGGAACUGAGUGGAAGACCAGUAGGUCCAAAAAAAAUACAACUACAACUUGUGUGAAUGUGACAUUGCUUUCCAUGGCACCUAAUGUGCUUUUGCAGUUUGUUUGCGACAUACACAAUGUUGAUUUAAGCAAAGUUGAUUUAAUGCCCUUUCUUUUUUUUUUUAUUAUUUGGUUGUGGCAUGUUUUUUUUUUCUUUUUCUUAAUUACAUAAAGAAAGUAAUGGGUAAUUUGGACUAAUUUUGUAUACAAUGUUCAUUGUAAAGUAAAUUACUGGACUUUUGGUUUUGUCACUGAAAUAUUUUUGUUAAAUUCAACUUCCUACUCGGAAAAGUGUUUGGACAUUUGAUUUAUACUGUUAUUGUGAAAAACUGUGUUUUUAUAAAAACACAUACAGUACA
Messenger RNA from Larimichthys crocea (large yellow croaker), 2445 nucleotides. It is a transcript of the gene rbm12bb, whose product is annotated as RNA binding motif protein 12Bb. The transcript has 2 exons. Gene Ontology annotation, molecular function: RNA binding. NCBI's taxonomy places the organism in Eukaryota, Metazoa, Chordata, Actinopteri, Sciaenidae. Bases 175 to 2103 code for a protein of 642 amino acids. The record is from RefSeq and is a predicted model, not a curated record.